AUGGCUGCCACGCGCCUCCGACCGAUCUCCCGUGCCCUUUCUACCACUUCAACUGCAACUCCACAACCAUAUCCAACCUACCAUCCUUCAGAAUCUCAAAAAUUCAAUUUACCGGAUGGCAGAACCCUCGGGUUUGCUGAAUACGGUCAUCCGAAUGGAUUUCCCCUUUUCAUUUUCCACGGCUUCCCUUCCUCGAGAAUAGAAGCCUAUCCAGUAGACCGCCUGGCCCAUAACCUCAAAAUAAAACUCUACGCUCUCGAACGUCCAGGGUUCGGAAUUUCGACUUUCCAACCUGGAAGAAAAAUAAUAGAUUACCCAUCUGAUGUUUUAGCUUUUGCUAAGGGGAAAGGGAUCGAACGGUUUUCAAUCAUAGGGGCCAGUGGCGGUGGUCCUUAUGCUGUUGCCUGUGCGAGGUUUUUGCCGAAGGAAGUUAUGGCUGGUGUUUGUGUAUUUGCCGGUGGACCACCUUGGGCGGCAGGCAGGCAAUAUAUGCAAUGGUGGGCGCGAUGGUCGGAAUGGCUUGCUAGAGUUUCACCGGGGACGUUUACGGUAUUGACGAAUGCGCUGGCGGGGAUUGUCAACUGGUUGAUUGGGACGCAGUCGGUUACUAAGAGGAUAAAUAAAUUCUUGGAAGAUGAAAGGAAAAAGAAAAUGGAAAGGGAAACGCCAUUGCCGGAAGAUGAAUUGGGGUAUCUUCGCGAAGAAGAGCUUACGACUGAUCAACGACGGGAAAGAUUGCUCGGUCUUCUGUGGACGGAACCUUGGCGACAAGGCUCGCAAGGACCGAUUCAUGAGAUUAAAUUGUUGACGGACUUGAAUUGGGGGUUUGAAUUUGAGGAUGUGAAGUUUCCCGUGAAGAUUUAUCAUGGGAAGAGGGAUAUUAAUGCGCCGAUAGAAAUGAUCAGGUGGAUGGCGGAACGGUUGCCGAAUGCGACGUUGACGGAGUUUGACGAUACACAUUUUACUAUGGGUGGAAGGUUGAAGCAGGCGAUUGAGGAAGCUAUUCCGGAGGAUGAGAAGAAGGAGUUUCUAGAAAAGCAGUCUAGUAUAUAA
Messenger RNA from Orbilia oligospora ATCC 24927, 1053 nucleotides. RefSeq lists its product as uncharacterized. Lineage: Eukaryota; Fungi; Ascomycota; Orbiliomycetes; Orbiliales; Orbiliaceae. The coding region runs from base 1 to 1053 and encodes 350 amino acids. The record is from RefSeq and is a predicted model, not a curated record. The transcript has a single exon.